CACACACAAAGUUUUGCUGUUCAUCAUAAAUGAGACAGGCGUCUCUAACAGCUAAAGGAACAUAAAUGUGGAGAAAAAUUUUUAUCGUUUUAUUUAUGUCAAAUAAACAAAAAUGUUUCUAAAUUCUCAAUAAGCAGAGCAAAUCAUUACCAGCAUUACAGAAACAUCCUUAUAACUCCAGAUCAGCUUUAUGCAUUUUUCCACAGACAAAUUAUCUUUGUUGGUGAGUUUUGAGGUCUCCUGAUCUCCUUCCACAGAUUCUCUGUCAGAUUCAAAAAGAUUAAUAUUACUUCCUAAAUGUUGGUCAAAUUAAAAUAUUACUUCAAAUCUAAAUCUGCCAGAGAUGUAAACUGUUUUGAUGUUAAGUUCACAUAUGUCCCCACAAACAUCUGGAUUGGUGUACCUUAGGAAUUUACAGAGAAUAUACUUUUGGUAGCAGCAAUAAUACAUAACUGGAAUAACUGAAUGUGUGACAAUCCUUCUUGACAGAAAUGGUAGAGAUUAGUUAAUUUUCUGGCAUCAACUUGCUUUUAAAAAUAAUCCACUAAUCUUUAAUUGGCUGAGGUCAGUAGCAAUCUGAUUCUUCUGUGAAAAACAUAUUUGGUGACUGUUUCAUAAUCUUUUAGUGAAAGAAAGAAAGACUGCUUUUUGUUGAGCAAGAGAGUAUGAUGGAGUAGUGGCAGUGAGCAGUAAUGCUGUGUAAUCAACUGAUUAAGGGAGAGAUCAAGUGGAGCAUCACCCCUCCCUCCUGCUCUUGGCAACUGAUGUCAAGACUGUGUUGCUAUGGGCAACCGUCCGGGCAAGAGAGAGGAAAAUGGAGACACCACCUGGUGUGCAGGAUGGCAACAGAGAGGCUGAGAGAACAGAAGGGAAGAAACAUCAUGUCAGAAGGACACUGAAGUCAGAUUCUGAAAGCGGAGCUCAGGAUGGUGACGAGGGAGAGUCAGACGGAGGACACUCAGCCUGCCAGCAUCAGCAGCCGGGAGGAAGGCUGGCCAAUCACCAGCUGACAUGCUCAGAAAUGCAGGAGCCAAUGAAAUGCCAGCAGGCGCCCUCCACAGCACAACAACUCGGAUGCAGAGGCUGCACAAUCUGAGCUCGGAUGUCUUAUUAAUGGAUGGAGCGCUUCCUGGGCUGCAUCGCUGCACGUCUCUGCUGCUCUUUCACCUGAAACGGGAGGAUGGAGAGGAAAAUCAGCAAAGAUGGAGGAAAAAGCGGUGCCAAGACUGUGAGAGGGCGGCGAACAAACCCAGAGAGCCCUGAUGAAGGCUCGGCUGAGGACGUGGCAGCAGCUUUUAAAGGGACGGACUCCCAUCCUGAUCCAAACCUGCCGGACUCGUCGUCCCCAUCACCGUCCUCCUCCUCCCCUCUUCCUCAGCCCGCCAUGCCUCCUUCCGUGUCUGCCUCUACUCUCCUGGCUCUGGCGUCUCCAGCAACCAGGCGGUCCAUCUCCAUGGGAGACUUUCGGAGGGUGACAGGGGCUCUCUUGGCCGGUUCCGAUCCCCCGUCCACUUCUGCCACGGCCCCCUCCUCCAAGCUGGUCACCCCCAGCUCCAGCAUGGAGUUCGAGGCGGCCCGGCGGCGCCUGCUGGAGGUGGAGGAGCGGCAGCGGGUCAUCAGGGAGAUGGAGCGGCGGCUGGAGGAGCUCAGGGAGAUGUUUGUGCGGUCCGAGCAGCAGGUGGUGGUUCACGGGGAGCUGGUGUCGCGGAUAACCGGUGCGGCCCAGCAGGGUGAGCUGUACGUGGCGGAGAACACCCAGCGGGUGAAGAAAGGCUUGAAGUUCAAGAAGCACCGACCCACCAUCGUGUUUUCCUCCAUGCUCGGACUGCGCACGUGCCUCCCCUGGCCUGUGAAGCUCAAAUAGGACGUCAGAUACUGACCUUUCACCCAUGACAUUAGAAAUGUGCUUUACAUUAAAUAGUGAGGGGUGGAGCUCCAUCCUUUAGCUCUCAGUGACACGGCUGCUCUCCAGUUACAACCUUACUGCUCUUGAAUCCUGAGGCUGGUCCUUCAGGGGUUAGAGUGCCUAAAUAUCACAGAGGCCAGUAAGGAGCUUCCGGUUCAGUAGAUUUCUGGAGAAAACUCCCUGGCUAGUGCAUUGUGUACGGGAUGUCGUUGUGUCCUAGUUGCUCUCACAGCUUAUUUGCUGCUUGCAGUUAUUAUUAGUGCUUGCUUUUGAGAGAUUCAUGUCAAAUUCAUGAUGCACAGAUGAGUCAAGGGGAUGUGGGAGGUGAGCUCUGCUCUCUUUUCAGGAGGUUCUGCUGCACUUUAACUUCUGCAGCAGCGAGGAGGGUUAUGUAAGCUUACUGAAGAAGGGGCAACACAACAGUGUAGAUCACUGAACUAUCUGCCUGGGCAGCUCAUAAAGGGCAAAGUGAAGGACAGAAAGGUAAGAUGAGACGUUUGCUGCACUGUUACAUAAAACCGAUGCAGACAGAUGCAGAAAUAGAAAAUGUAAUUGUGGGAAAUGAUUGAAAAAAUGUGCCUUGGCUUCUCUGAGACUGCUCAUCCCACUGUCAUAGCAGCAUUAAGGAAAGACAGAUAAUAGGGGGAAAAAUCAUGCUGGGACACUUCCACCUGUGGCCUCUUUUUAUCCUGUCACCUAGCAACCAUUUAUUCCUCCAUCCUAAAUCCUCUUCCACAUAAAAUGCAGAAUGUAUCCAGCUGAGAGCCCUGAUUACUCUACUGUGGCAGGGAUUUUGUAAAACAAAUGAUAAACAUCAAGAUUUAUUAUUAUUAUUAUUAUUAUUAUUAUUAUUAUUAUUAUUUCUGCUUCUGAUGAUCGGGGGUUAGAUUUGAAUUACUCAUGCAUGCAUCAGCUUGUAAAUCUUAGCUGUGCUAACUCUGCUGUCUUAAUGAAGAACAAGACGAUGAUAUGAGCUACAGGUUUGCUUCUUAGAAUGCAAAUAUAACUUUAAGUGCACAAAAGACCUCACUAAUAUGGAAUCAUAGUGGUUGUAGCAGGUUUGACCAAUUAAGUCAAGUGUUUAUUUACAUCAUGUUGCUGCAUUAUCUGUUAAGCACAACACAUUUGUCCCAUAAUGUUUUUUUUUUCUCAUUUCUAUAUAUGUUUUUGUCUUUGGGUUAAUAGUGAUUGACUUUUUGCAUUCUGUUCCUCUCCUUUGAUGUACACAGGUAUUAAUUGCAUCAGGGAUGUCUCGUUUGGGCAUUAACAGGUUAUGUAGUGAUCCACACUCAGUCUAGGUUCACUGUUUGUCUGGGUAAAAUGUCCUGACAAACACCCUUUUUUCUGCAGUAACACAAUCCCUGAUGGUGCUUUGCUACGAAGAACCAGGAGCCAGGCUGCACAACAGGGAGACACAAGCUUUGAUUGUAUCACCACUUUCACUAAAUGAUUCAUUCCGUUUGUGAUUCUUCUUUCUUUCUUUCUUUCUUUCUUUCUUUCUUUUUUUUGCUUGCUUGCACAAAUUUAAUGGAUGUUUUAGAAGCAUCCACUUCAUGUACUUUUAUAGAGUUAAGAAUAACAGAGGAAGACACUAAUGGGAGACCAGGUUGCCUGUGUUUGACAAAAUGCAUUUAUAAGAAAACUAUGAUGCAUGUAAAGGAUGUGAAGACUCUCCACAUGAGGCUGGUUCACUUCAGUAGGAGCUGGAUUUGGGUCAUUGCUAAUUUUCACUUGAAGGGCUUAAAAAUGGAGUUUGUCUGUGUUGCUUGGAAACACUUAAAGGAGCACUCUAUCAAAUAGUUUGUCAAACAAUUUAUUCACAUUGUGGAUCUGAGACUUUUUCAGAACAUUAAAAGAUACAGAUAUUUCCAUACUGACUGACAUUUUAAAACAAUAAAACAACAGAAUUUUGUAUUUAUUUUAGCUGGUUAUGUGUUUUAUGAUGACAAAAACAGAUAAAAAGAUCAGUUGGUACUGCAACAUGUGCAUGUCUGCCUCAUAUGGGUUUUACUCUGGUUUGAAGGACCAUUUAAAUACAAUUUUACUGGCAAUCCUGUUGGACACGCUUCGCUUAGUCCCCAGUGAAUAUUAAGAAAAUCAAUAAUCCAGGUCUCACAUGGGUCCUACUUUUCUCCAAGAAUUGUCUUUUAUAAAAUCUAUUUCAGCAUUUCUCUGUAACCUGUGAGGAAUCUUAUCUGCCAACCCAGAUCCCAGUCAGAUACUAGCUGGGCUGUUUGGCUGAAAGUGUUUUUCAGUGUUGGAUGCAGUGAUGAACUGUUCUGAUGAACACAACGUUUAGAAUAUCUUGUUUUUCCAAAUUGUAACUAGAAAACAGUUAUUUAGGGAUUGGAACAAGUAGCUGGUUGUCCUCUAGUUUAAACCAGGAAGUUACUCAUAUUCUCCACUUUUCUAUAUGAAGCAAAGACGACAUUAGAGAGAAUUUUGAAUUUACCAGUGAUACUUGUGGUUUUAAUCUGAGAACCGUUGUGAGAAAUAGCUGGAGUGCCUCUUCAUUCAAAGAAACUGGGUCAAACCAAAUGUUUCUCUUGACCUACUGAGAGCCACAAAGUCUUUCUCCUUGAAUGUUGACUAUUUAGCUCAGCAUUAUACAUGCCCAAAGUAAAAAAAAGAAAAAUAUGCUUUCUGGGUUUGUGCCCAUCUAUACCAAACAUUAGCGUAGAAAGGUUUUAUUUAAUAACAUGUAUUUAUGCUCCUGUAUAUAUAGAGCUACCUGUACAUACAGUUAGCCUGAUUUGCUGUUUGAGAUUUUUCUGUUUUGGUCUUUACAGAAAGGAUGGUACUCACACAAACAGCCGGACAACAUUUACAUAUGGGCCCCAUAUGGGUAGAAAUAAUGGGUCAAAGAUGGGAUUGUAUCUAUGUUACAUACUGACUUCAUUUUAAUGUUUUGUUGCAGAAGAAUAUUGGAACGUGUGGGGAUUUUCUUUAUGGGACCCAGUUAAGACCCACAUGGGGUGCCUGAAUUUCUCACACAUUACCCAAAGAUCUCUGGGCCCACAUGCAGAAUGAAUGUAAUGUUGAUUGUUGGGUGUUUCUGUAUUUUUCUGAACACUGGUUAUAUAAUAUUUCCAUUUUGAACCUGUGGCUAGUAUUUACUUUGAUGAAUUUGGAACCUGUUACCACAGCUCUAGCUCAUUUAGCCCUUUACUCACAUCAACACUGACUAGCCACAGGCUCAAAACCACCUUUAUGAAGUUUAACACUUGAAUGUUUGAAUAAUUCAUGUUUACUUAUGCAUACCAGUUAUUUAUUGCUUUAAAAUUUGUGUGAUAUUCUUAUGGUAUGUUUAAAAGCUAUAGCUUUUUUCCUCAGUUAUUAUUGACUACAAUUAGAGCUGCACACUUUAGCAUCAUCUGUUUUUGAUGAAAAAAGCUUUAUGAUAAAACGUUAAUUCAUGUUCUGCUUUGGGUUCCUGCUUUGUUUAGUUUGCAACAAUAAAUUUCUGCACAACGCUACACAAUUAUCAAAAGACUCCUCUCAAGCUUAUCUUUUGAAAGAUUAUUUGUUGGCAACAUGAUACAAUUUAUUAAUAAAUUAACUACAUGACUUGAA
Molecule: messenger RNA, 5479 nt
Organism: Poecilia latipinna (sailfin molly)
Lineage: Eukaryota; Metazoa; Chordata; Actinopteri; Cyprinodontiformes; Poeciliidae
Product: TMF1 regulated nuclear protein 1
Exons: 1
Coding region: 1181-1864 (227 amino acids)
Biological process (GO): regulation of cell population proliferation
Cellular component (GO): nucleus
Molecular function (GO): DNA binding
Source: RefSeq, a predicted model, not a curated record